Messenger RNA from Halteromyces radiatus, 826 nucleotides. Its product is annotated as ubiquitin-related domain-containing protein. The transcript is spliced from 2 exons. NCBI's taxonomy places the organism in Eukaryota, Fungi, Mucoromycota, Mucoromycetes, Mucorales, Cunninghamellaceae. Gene Ontology annotation, biological process: post-translational protein targeting to endoplasmic reticulum membrane. The coding region runs from base 64 to 696 and encodes 210 amino acids. Gene Ontology annotation, molecular function: protein binding. The record is from RefSeq and is a predicted model, not a curated record.
AUUUGUCUCUUUUUCUUUUUCGUUUCGAACAGAUACAUAUUCAUAUAUACACUCAUAUAUAUCAUGUCAACUAUAGGCAACGAGCAAGAUUAUAUCAAUGAUUAUUUGAAAGAAUUAUCCACCAAAUCUGUUCGUUAUGGACAAGAUUAUUUGGCUCGCACUCUACCUUCUUCUUUACGUAUCAAGCGUCAACCUAUAAAGAAGCAAACAGCAUCCAUUUCAACUCCUACUGACACAACCCAAUCAACAACAGCCAAUACAAAAGAGACAGGCGACGCACUUGAACUAGUGAUUAAGACAUUAAAACCAGCUUCCCAGUUCCGUAUUACUCGUUUGUCCUUGGACGACACUGUAUUGAAUCUAAAGCAACGUAUCUAUCAACAAAAGACUAUCCCAGCUAAACAACAACGACUUUUACUAAAGGGCAAAGUGUUGAACGACGACAAGACGUUACGUGAUUAUCAAUUGACAAAGGACGCUACAUUACAUCUUAUGAUCAAUAAAGCUACUUCCUCAACCGCUCCUGUCACUUCAGCUCCAUCUUCUUCUUCUCAAACUACCUUAUCUUCUCAAGCACAAACUACUGUCAAGUCGGAGGCAUUUUGGAAAUCUUUGGAACAAACAUUGGAAGGGAAAUUGGAUGCUGCUGAUGCUCAAUUGGUGUUGGAAACUUGGAAAAAGGCAUUGUCUUCUUGAUGUUAGAAUAUAUCAUUAUUAUUAUUGUCUCUUAUUAGGAUAGUAUUAGUGCUAUUGGAAGAGUAUUCGCAGUAGAUACUGUGAAUUAUUUUCGAACGAAGAAUAAAUUUUUUUUUUUUUAUCUAUUACA